Auanema sp. JU1783 is the source of this 1065-nucleotide messenger RNA. Lineage: Eukaryota; Metazoa; Nematoda; Chromadorea; Rhabditida; Rhabditidae. The record is from the annotation of a GenBank genome assembly.
AUGAAAAAGGAUUUCACCUCUUUCACAUCAGAAGACUUAGCUAUUUGGUUGAAUUCACUAAGUUGUGUGCUUGUUGUCUACGUCGAACCAAUCCUCUGUUCUAUCGGAUUCUUAUUAAACUGUGCUUGUAUUGCUGUAUUUCUAAGUGUUUCAUCUCAUGGAUAUUUCCGAAAAACAUCUUUACUUACAUAUCUGAUCGCAUUAUCAGCUUGUAAUGCUAUUCAACUUCUAUUUUCUGUUUUUGUCAUCGUUCUUCCGGCCAUGGAACAGUUUAUUGGGGAAGAGCAUGCUGAGCGCGCUACCAAUCUACGAAGUAUUAACUCCAAAACUGUUCGAUUAGGCUAUCCAUUGCUUCUAGCUGCUAAUUAUUCAGCUAUAUGGUUAUUAGCUUUGACUUGUGCUCAAAGAUAUCAGGCUAUAUGUCAUCCAUCAAAUCCAUGGAAAAUGCGUUUGAGUUGUGUACGACGUAGCAAAGCAGCUGUGACUUUCGUUGUAACUGUGGCCAUAGCUCUAAACAUCAUUCGAUUUUGGGAACUUGAAUGGAAAGACGACCAAGGAAUUGUUGUAAAUUCCAAAUUAAGAGAUCAUAUUUUAUAUAAAAUUAUUCAAGAAGGGCUUGUAUACGGAGUUAUAGUUUAUGGAUUACCUAUAUGCUUACUUAUUUGGUUAAAUAAAAAUAUAAUCCAAUUGAUUCACUCAGAGCAGAUUCAUGUGCAGCCGUCUCGUCGUUCAGCAGAAUAUCGAACAGCACUGAUGACUGUUUGUGUUUUUGUUGUUUUUUUCUUAUGCACAACAUUAUCAGCUUCAAUAAGAUUAUUCAUGAUCGUAGCCGGCGAAGUUGUGGACGCUGUCGAUCUCGUUUGGCUUGUGGAUUUAUCAAAUUUAUUAAUGAAUAUUAAUGCUUUAAUAACUCCAAUUAUAUGUUUUGUAUUCACACGAGGAUUUAAGGAUUUGUUCUUCGUCAUACGAUUUGCUCCAAAGCUAUCAAUAGAGAAAGUUGACUAUUUCCAUGUGCCGUCACAACAUCAAAUGCUGUCGGCUGAAUACAGAAGUGAUCUCAUCUGA